Molecule: messenger RNA, 1296 nt
Organism: Apiotrichum porosum
Lineage: Eukaryota; Fungi; Basidiomycota; Tremellomycetes; Trichosporonales; Trichosporonaceae
Gene: SUB2
Product: Suppressor of the cold-sensitive snRNP biogenesis mutant brr1-1
Exons: 6
Coding region: 1-1296 (431 amino acids)
Biological process (GO): mRNA splicing, via spliceosome; mRNA export from nucleus
Molecular function (GO): RNA binding; RNA helicase activity; ATP binding
Source: RefSeq, a predicted model, not a curated record
AUGGCGCCCGAGGACACCGAGGAGCUCGUCGACUACGAUGAGGCCGAGGACACCUACGCCCCGCCCCCGACGGCGGUGGCCACCACCGGCGCCGAGGGUGCGGACGGUGAGAAGAAGGGCAGCUACGUCGGCAUCCACUCGACUGGCUUCCGUGACUUCCUCCUGAAGCCUGAGAUUCUCCGUGCCAUCUCGGACCUUGGUUUCGAGCACCCUUCGGAGGUCCAGCAGGAGUGUAUCCCCCAGGCCAUCCUCGGCACCGAUGUUCUCUGCCAGGCCAAGUCGGGUAUGGGUAAGACGGCCGUGUUCGUCCUUGCCUCCCUGCAGCAGAUCGAGCCUGUCGACGGCGAGGUCUCGAUUAUCAUCAUGUGCCACACCCGCGAGCUGGCGUACCAGAUCCGCAACGAGUUCACCCGUUUCUCAAAGUACAUGACCAACGUCCGUACAUCGGUCUUCUACGGUGGUACCCCCAUCUCGGCCGACCAGGAGAUCCUCGCCGACAAGGAGAAGUGCCCCCACAUCGUCGUCGGCACCCCCGGCCGUAUGAUGGCCCUCGUCCGCGACAAGAAGCUCAACGCCUCCAAGGUCAAGCACUUUGUUCUCGACGAGUGCGACAAGAUGCUCGAGCAGCUCGACAUGCGUCGCGACGUCCAGGAGGUCUUCCGGGCUACCCCCCACCACAAGCAGGUUAUGAUGUUCUCGGCCACCCUUUCCAAGGACAUUCGUGCCACCUGCAAGAAGUUCAUGCAGAGCCCCCUUGAGAUCUACGUCGACGACGAGACCAAGUUGACCCUGCACGGUCUCCAGCAGUACUACCUCAAGCUCGAGGAGCGUGAGAAGAACCGCAAGCUCAACGACCUGCUCGACAACCUCGAGUUCAACCAGGUGUGCAUCUUUGUCAAGUCGGUCGCCCGCGCCACGCAGCUCGACAACCUCCUGCAGGACUGCAACUUCCCCUCGAUCUGCAUCCACUCGGCUCUGCCCCAGCCGGAGCGUAUCAGCCGUUUCCAGCAGUUCAAGGCCUUUGAGAAGCGUAUCCUCGUCGCCACUGACAUUUUCGGCCGUGGUAUCGACGUCGAGCGUGUCAACGUCGUCAUCAACUAUGACGCCCCCGCCGACGCCGACUCGUACCUCCACCGUGUUGGUCGUGCCGGCCGUUUCGGCACCAAGGGUCUCGCCAUCUCGUUUGUCUCGUCCGAGCCCGACCAGGAGGUCCUCCAGAAGAUCCAGGAGCGCUUCACCGUCGCCAUCCCCACUCUCCCCGAGACCAUCGACCCCGCCACCUACAUGACCUCGUAA